AUGUGGAGAUGCUUUCGGUUAUUGUAUCGAGCUAUUCUUACUAUGGAGAAAAAGGCUAGGCCUGUCAUCCUCCUAGGAAUUAUGGUUUGCAUUCUGUUCUAUUACAUGUUUGAGAACGAACUCGAUAUGUUGAACUCUCAUGCAGAUAUGGAACUGUUACCUCAUAUAAGUCGAGAUUCAGAUGGUUUUAGUGAAGCUUUGUCACCUGCUGCUGCCGCGGCCGCUGCAAGGGAUCGUGGUUUUGUUGAAGGACUGCUGCAGGCGGAUGUGCUACUUGAGAAAAAUAAAUACUUCCCUUUGCUCUUGGAUUCAUGGGAAGAAGCAUCGUCAUUGAUUAAGUCUAAUCAGCGCACAUCAUUCUCGAAGAAACUGAAAUAUUGGGAGUUGCUUCCUCGUGUAGCGUUGCAAAGCUCGUUAUGGUCAUCAAGCAAUGAUUAUGGAACAAUACAGGCCGACAAAGAUUUGCUGGUAACUGAUAGUUCGAAACUAGCAGAUAUUAAAACUGCCUUUCUACAAGGAUGGGAUUUAUAUAAGCAGAAUGCUUGGGGUCACGAUUAUGUCCGUCCUUUCUCUUUACAGUCCGGCGAUGAUAAUCAUCUCGCUACUACCAUGAUAUUAUCCUUGGAAACUCUCUAUCUCAUGGGAGAAACAGAGGAAGCGAGGAAAAUUAUAGAAUACCUAGAGAAUUUCAAGUUUGACCUGAAUGCGAUAUCUGCUGACUGGAAGGUCACUCAAGAGCCGGUUUUGGGUGCAUUGUUAUCUGCAUAUGAAUUGUCAGGAGAGUCAAUCUUACUAGAUAAAGCUGUUGAAUUAGCGGACAUUAUUUUACUUGCAUUUGACACCCCAAAUGGUGUUCCGAUGGUCCCAUUCAAUGUACGUUCGCCGUUAACGAAACAGUAUGCAUACAGAAGGACAAAGGUUGCAUCUUUAGCAGGACUAAGUGUUACUUUUACACGGUUGUCACAACUUACUAAGGAUCAGAAGUAUUUUAACGCAAUUUACUACAUGUACGAUAUUGCUGGCAAAUCUGUUGAUCAGUUUGACCUUCCCGGACUACUUACUGACUUUGUUGAUGCUAGCGGCUGUGAACCGAAAUUCUAUACUGAUUCUGAUAAUGCUGAAUCUGGUACAAAAAGUAUUUAUAAAGGCAGGUAUGUGAACUGCAUACCGUUCCAAAGGUUUUCUAGUCCUGUUAAGGUAUGUCCUUUUUCUCCCCCCGAUAAUAAUGCAGCCGAAAAAACUAGAAAGUCGCAAUGUGGGAAGGAGGAAUUGAAUUCGUAUUCUUGGGAAGGCUUGGCAGAUUGGUAUGAGAGCUUGUUACAAUUAGUUCAGAUCCUAAAUGAGCCUGAACUCGUAUUCAAAUUCAUAGAUCUAUUUGAAAGAGGCAUUGAUUCAGUUAUGAAAUAUAUGAUUUAUGAACCAUCAUUGCCUGACAUUGAAUCAGCUGUUUCAGAUGCCAAGGUAAGAUUUGUUAGUUCUGUGCGUACCUGGAGGCAAUAUGAUGCAAUCCAUCCUACCUUAGAGGUGAAAAUUAUGAGAAACUUCGAUAUGACACCGAGGAGCUGCUCACUGUCUGGGGUAUUGACAGUGGCAUCAAAGGUAUUCAAAAAAUCGGAAGAUCGUUAUAUGGCUUUAGCUAAAGAGAUAUUGAAUGGCUGUAUUAAGGUGAACGAAUUGUGGGGCUUUACGCCUAAGACACUAUACGUUGAUCAAUGUGAAGCGACGGACUGUGUUUUUGAUGAAGACAUUAAACGAAGAAAGCUUCAAUCCGGAGCGUACAACCUAAAAGGAAAUAAAGAGUAUGAAGACAUUAUUGAUAGCAUCAAUAAAGCAAGCUUUGAACCUCAAUCCGACAGUUUAGAAAAUGAAAAGAGCAAAAGUUAUUCCUUUUAUGACUUAGAAUCAGUGUUGGAUCUUUCUUUAGAGGACUGGGAUGAUCAGCGACCUCUCUUUGUUAACAAAUGGGAUAAAAGUCAUGACCUGAAUAGUGAGCUAAUUGGUAGUAUCUUCUAUAUGUUCCGUACAACAGGUGACCCUAAAUGGAGAAAAAUCGCUUGGCAGCUGUGGGAGACACUCAUGGAGAAGACACUUGAGAAUGGGGCUAAAGGUAUUAAACAACAUAUUCCUAGUAGCUUUUCCGAUUUUAACUUAGGAAUAAAAGAAGACUAUUUACCACCUGAAUGGUUUAGCAAGACUCUAAAGUAUUUUUACCUCAUAUUCAGCGAUGGAUCUGAUAUUGGGAAUUUGGAUGAAUGGCUCAUUUCUACUAAAGGAAAUCUCGUUAAAAAGACAGCUAAGACAAACUAA
Molecule: messenger RNA, 2307 nt
Organism: Eremothecium sinecaudum
Lineage: Eukaryota; Fungi; Ascomycota; Saccharomycetes; Saccharomycetales; Saccharomycetaceae
Gene: MNL2
Product: putative mannosidase MNL2
Exons: 1
Coding region: 1-2307 (768 amino acids)
Biological process (GO): N-glycan processing; carbohydrate metabolic process
Cellular component (GO): endoplasmic reticulum; Golgi membrane
Molecular function (GO): calcium ion binding; mannosyl-oligosaccharide 1,2-alpha-mannosidase activity
Source: RefSeq, a predicted model, not a curated record